Messenger RNA from Fusarium keratoplasticum, 1848 nucleotides. RefSeq names its product UDP-glucose 6-dehydrogenase. Bases 1 to 1848 code for a protein of 615 amino acids. Gene Ontology annotation, cellular component: cytosol; nucleus. Gene Ontology annotation, molecular function: UDP-glucose 6-dehydrogenase activity; NAD binding. The record is from RefSeq and is a predicted model, not a curated record. The transcript is spliced from 3 exons. Gene Ontology annotation, biological process: glycosaminoglycan biosynthetic process; polysaccharide biosynthetic process. Lineage: Eukaryota; Fungi; Ascomycota; Sordariomycetes; Hypocreales; Nectriaceae.
AUGUCGGCUCUCGUUACCAAUGGCUCUGUUGAGCCUACCAACGAUGCUCAGGACGCCCCAAUCGUGGUCCGCCGCAUCUGCUGUGUUGGUGCUGGAUAUGUCGGUGGUCCCACUGCCGCUGUCGUCGCCUUCCAGAACCCCGACAUCCAGGUCACCGUCGUUGACCGAGACACCACUCGCAUUCGCCGCUGGAACUCCAAGCACCCUCCUAUCUACGAGCCUGGUCUGCACGAUAUCGUCCGUAUCGCCCGUGACGGUGGCCGUGCUACCUCCGUCUCCAACGAGCCUACCUCCGACAACGAGGGAUCUGCUGCUGAGGAUGGCGAGAUCGCUGUUCCUGAGCGCAAGCCCAACCUGUUCUUCUCCACCGACAUUGCCAAGCACAUCGGCGAGGCCGACAUUGUCCUCGUCGCCGUCAACACCCCCACCAAGUACCGUGGUGUCGGUGCCGGCAGCGCUACUGACAUGACUGCUUUCGAGGCCGUUACCGGCGUCGUUGCUCAGUACGCUCGUGAGGGUGCCAUCAUUGUCGAGAAGAGCACUGUUCCCUGCCGAACUGCUCAGCUCGUCGCUGACACUCUCGCCAUGCACCGACCUGGUGUCCACUUCGAGAUUCUCUCCAACCCCGAGUUCUUGGCUGCCGGUACCGCCGUCAACGAUCUUCUCUACCCUGACCGUAUCCUGAUCGGUUCUGCCCCUACUCCUUCCGGCAAGAAGGCCGCCGAGGCCCUUGUCAAGGUCUACAACGCUUGGAUUCCCCGCGAGCGCAUCCUGACCACCAACGUCUGGUCCUCUGAGCUUGCCAAGCUCGUUGCCAACUCUAUGCUGGCCCAGCGUAUUUCCAGCAUCAACUCCAUCUCUGCCGUGUGCGAGCAGACUGGUGCUGAUGUCGAUGAGGUUGCCCGCGCCGUCGGUGUCGACCCCCGUAUCGGUAACAAGUUCCUGAUGGCCGGUAUCGGUUUCGGUGGCAGCUGCUUCAAGAAGGAUGUUCUCAACCUGGUCUACCUUGCCGAGACUAUGGGUCUCCCCGAGGUCGCCGAGUACUGGCGCCAGGUCGUCAAGAUGAACGAGUACGCUCGUGACCGCUUCAGCAACCGUGUCAUCAAGUGCCUCAACAACACCCUUGUUGGCAAGAAGGUCACCAUCCUUGGCUUUGCCUUCAAGAAGAACACCUCUGAUACUCGCGAGGCCCCCGCCCUCGAGAUGAUCAAGACCCUGCUCGAGGAGCGACCCCGCGAGAUCGCCGUCUUCGACCCCUGCUGCAACCCUCUGGUCAUCAAGCAGGAGAUCAAGGACCUUCUCGGCCCCCUGGCUGAGGGCCAGAACAUCUCUGUCCACGGCAACGCCUAUGACGCCUGCGAUGCUUCCACUGCAAUCAUCAUCGCCACCGAGUUCGACGAGUUCCGCAACCAGCCUCCUCCCCCUCCUGCUCCCGUGUCUGCUCACCAGCCCAAGACCAUCGGCCGCAAGCCCAACCCCAAGUCGGACCCCCGUCCUUUCGAGUCGGCCACCCCCAGCGCCAACGACCUGCUCGCUCUUCACAAGCACCUUGUCCAGCGUGCCGACGUUGAGUCGGCCGAUCCCCUCGACCGCUUCAACAUCGAGCCCAGCUGCGAGGACGACUGCCCCGACUGCAUCCAGGAGCGCGAGAGCAAGGAGACUGGCUUCGCCACUGGCAUGGGAAGCGCCGAGGAGUACAAGCCCAAGGAGCGCGUAGACUGGGUCCGCAUCUCUCAGAACAUGGCUAAGCCCCGCUGGGUCUUUGAUGGCCGUGGUGUCAUCGACUCGCGCGAGAUGGUCAAGCUGGGCGUCCGCGUCGAGUCUGUCGGUCGCCAGCACCGAUUCUAA